AUGAUAAAGCUCCGUCUAGCUUUUUUAAUAAUUACCAGCUGUACAGUAUUGUACCGCGUCACGUGUCACGAGGGUGUGAUUAGAAUUUCCGAGAAGAGUUCAAAAGUGGAAGUCAAGUCGAUCGUGCCUAAAUGUUUCAUGGGCAGUGUAGAUGAUUUGUUCAAAACGAGAGGGCCGUACACUCUCAAAGCAGAAAACGCCUCUAUAGACCUGAAGACAAACCGGAAAAUCUUCCAGUUGAUCGUCUCCAAAAUACUGGAUGAAACGCUGGGACUACUCGACAAGUUCACCGUCUUAGUAGUGGCGAUGGUCGAAAGAAACAAGGAAUCGGUGUCACUAGAGUGGGUUUUAGAUUAUACUGAACUUCACAUUUCCAAGCUAAGCAGUUGUUUGGAAUUUCUUUUUGACAACGAAGCCGACGUGACCGAUGCGUUGACCGGGUAUAUUUUCUUCAAAGACAUGAAAUAUAUAUUCAAAAACAUCUACGGGGAGAACUACAGUUACAACAACGUCGUUGAUAUGUUUUUUCGAAUCAAGAAGCAGCAAUGGCUGGAGUGCGUGCGACAAGUACCGACCGAGGAAGCGCACCAGCAAUUAUACACCUAUGUGGAACAGUCUUUAGAAGACAUUUCCAAAGUCUAUCGACACAUGGCCGUAAAAUCCACCGAUUGGUUGUUGCCCGAGUGUUUGAAAUGGAGAAAUUUCAUAGAAUCCACCUCGACGACUGCGAACGUCUUAAAACAAUUUAUAGACGCAGACAAACAGAAUUUAUACGAUCAGUAUUUGCAAAUCGCGUCUGAAUUCGAUUCGGUUAAAGUGAUGGAUUUUUAUGUUAAAUUUGGAAAAACGCUGGACGGUAUCAUCAGUCAGAUGGCAAUCGACAUGAUGACUUCGUUUAUGAAUCUAAUAUUGCGACUCAUCAUAGACCAGUCAAACAAAGCCAACAACUUUACACAGAUCAGCGUCGCGCAGCAAAUCGUAGAACAUUUUUUACUGUCUGCGCACUAUUUUGAAAACUGGAUGUCUUACAGUAAACGACUUAAGAAUUCUAAAUUAUUACACGAUAGCCCGGCCAUUGUAAUGCUACAAAAAAGCGUUGUCUAUUGUCAGAAAUAUAAUUCGGACGAUUUCCCGACCGUAUUGGUGCCAUUCUUGUUUAAAUUCAAGAAAAUCAUCGAGAAGUAUACGCCGGGUGUCGAAAUCGACUUUACAAAAAUCGCCAGUGAUCUAAAACAAGACUUCUUCACACAAAACAACAUCUUAGAUAAAAUGGAGAAUAGCUCUAAGCUAAUCAAAACGCUGCUCCUCGAUAUCAUGGCAUCAUCGACCUAAAAAUAAGCCUUAAAAAACGUUUUUUAUAUUAACCAGUAUUUUUUAGAUAUUAAUAUAAUCUAUGUGUACGGUAUUUUAUAAUAAAAAAAUCAAUAACAUGUGCUAUUA
Molecule: messenger RNA, 1440 nt
Organism: Adelges cooleyi (spruce gall adelgid)
Lineage: Eukaryota; Metazoa; Arthropoda; Insecta; Hemiptera; Adelgidae
Exons: 2
Coding region: 1-1332 (443 amino acids)
Source: RefSeq, a predicted model, not a curated record